This is a messenger RNA of Volvox carteri f. nagariensis, 987 nucleotides long. RefSeq lists its product as uncharacterized. The transcript has 9 exons. Gene Ontology annotation, biological process: protein K48-linked deubiquitination. The coding region runs from base 1 to 987 and encodes 328 amino acids. Lineage: Eukaryota; Viridiplantae; Chlorophyta; Chlorophyceae; Chlamydomonadales; Volvocaceae. The record is from RefSeq and is a predicted model, not a curated record. Gene Ontology annotation, molecular function: ubiquitin binding; cysteine-type deubiquitinase activity. Gene Ontology annotation, cellular component: nucleus.
AUGGCCACAGGCGGUGAUCUCGACGGGGAAGACCAGACUCGACCCACCUGGGACUCCGGUGGCGCGGCUGCCGGGACAGCGAGCGGCAGCGCAAACGAUGGGAUAAACAGCGCAACAACAGCUAUAGAGCGGCCUACGGAUGAGGAGAUCUUAGCACAGCAGAACCAGAUACGGGCUGAGCAAGCACAGAAGUCGGAAUAUGUCGGGUUUGAGGAGCCCAUGUCGGCACUCAAGGAGGAGUACAUCAACGGCAACCAAAAUUUCGUACAGAAGAUUGGCAAACUGGAAGCCAGCUAUGGCACGUUCCGGCGGACGCGAGGGGACGGCAACUGCUUUUUCCGUGGCUUCAUCUUCGCAUACCUUGAAAACUUGCUGCUAACACACGACCUUCCCGAGUGCAGCCGGUUCAUGUCAGUGGUGCAGGCGUGGAAGACAAGGCUUGUAGAGGGCGGCUUUCAAGAGCUUGUGUUUGAGGACGCGAUGGAUGUGCUUCUAGACCAGGUGAAGGAAAUUACCAAGCCAUACACCAACUACAUGCACGAACGCCUCCUAGUAAACAUGCGGGAUGAUACGGUAUCCAACCUCGUGGUCAUGCUGCUCCGGCUGAUCACUUCUUGCGAGGUGCAGCGACGAGAGGAUUUCUUCUUUCCUUUUAUUAUGGGUAUGUACGACGAGCCACCCGCCACGGUGGAGCUAUUUUGCCAGCGCCAUGUAGAGCCGAUGGGCGAAGAGAGCGACCAUUUGCAUAUCGUUGCCAUCACGGAAGCGCUGCAGAUCCCCGUGCGCGUGGUUUACCUGGACAGCAGCGGCAUGCCGACGGGCGGCAACGGCUCGGGCCUGGACGCUACGAUGCAUGACUUCGUUCCGGACUCGUGCGUGCCAGGCACGCAGCCGCGUGUGCACCUGCUGUACCGCCCUGGGCAUUACGAUAUUUUGUACCCCAAGGGCGGGCGUUGCGUGCUUCUACCUUGUUUGUCCGAUAUGUGA